AUGCAAUGGGAGAUUGCCGCCGCAAGUGCCGUGGUUUUGGCGUCUUUCAUCGGCGGGAAAUUCUUGAAGCUGUCAUCAGCCGGCAGUCAAGACGGCGCCAGCAAUCCCCAGGCGGUGUGCACCCUCCCCCGCGUCACCACUGCCGUGAUCGGCCUGCCCGUUGGGGGGUCGACGAUCACAAGCCGCCUCGGCGCCAUCGUGGCAAGCCAAACGGCAACUAGGCUCGAUAUGUCCAAAGCCGCGGUCGAGUCUGUCGUGGGAGAGCUUGCUCGCUAUGUGUCCAAUCCGCGCCGGAUGGGGGGAGCCCGAGAUCUCGUCAACGCGUCAGAAGAUUGGCAGCUGCUCUUGUGGUGCUCGGCGCUUCGGUACCAGAUCAUGCGGAGUCCGCCCAGUCCAGGGUCCUGCGCUUGUCAGCACCCCGGGUGCCUGUCCGGUAAUAUCGAAGCGGCAAUUAGCCUGUUCACAUGGAACGGGCGCAACCUGGUCAGCCCUCGCGAAGGCAGGGAUAACGAUCAUUGGAUGGACUGCGCCGCAUCAUGCACCGACUCGGCAUUCCGCUCCGUCAAAGUGAAGGCGUGCCCCCAGCCCACCGGUGUCCAGCUCGAACAACGUUAA
Thermothielavioides terrestris NRRL 8126 is the source of this 615-nucleotide messenger RNA. RefSeq lists its product as uncharacterized. Bases 1 to 615 code for a protein of 204 amino acids. The transcript is spliced from 5 exons. NCBI's taxonomy places the organism in Eukaryota, Fungi, Ascomycota, Sordariomycetes, Sordariales, Chaetomiaceae. The record is from RefSeq and is a predicted model, not a curated record.